Molecule: messenger RNA, 1120 nt
Organism: Jatropha curcas
Lineage: Eukaryota; Viridiplantae; Streptophyta; Magnoliopsida; Malpighiales; Euphorbiaceae
Product: RmlC-like cupins superfamily protein
Source: RefSeq, a predicted model, not a curated record
UUUGACCUUCCAAAACAGAGCAACUAUUGCCACUCUGUAAUCUAUAUAUACAUUCAUAUAUUUUCUCUUUAUUUCUCACAUUUUUUUCCAAUAUAUCGAUAGUCACUGUAGUUAGAGCUGAAUAGAAAUGCCUGAAAGAGAGGAUUCUUGCGUUCUUGUUCAAGAACCACGCCAAGUGGUGAGAAAGUUCUUGGCCAGGCCUCAACGUGAAGGAGUUGGAGCCACUGUUAGAAGAAGCAUAGGAAGGUUUGAAUUGAAAUACUUUGAUCCUUUUCUUGUUCUGGAUGAGUUCUCCGUUACUGCCCCAGCUGGUUUUCCUGAUCAUCCACAUAGAGGAUUCGAGACAGUUACCUAUAUGCUUCAGGGAGCUGUGACACAUGAAGAUUUUGAAGGGCACAAAGGGACAAUAGGUGCUGGUGACUUGCAAUGGAUGACAGCAGGAAGAGGGAUUGUUCACUCUGAGAUGCCUGCUUCUCAAGGAACCCAAAAAGGCCUCCAGCUGUGGAUCAACCUCUCCUCAAAAUAUAAAAUGAUUGAGCCUAGAUAUCAAGAAAUACUAAGUAAGGACAUUGCAGAAGCUUCAAAAGAUGGGGUGAAGGUUAGGGUGAUAGCAGGUGAGUCCUUAGGGACUAAGUCACCAAUCUACACAAGAACCCCAACAAUGUACUUAGAUUUCACUCUUAAACCAGGAGCUCACCUCCGGCAACCGAUACCGAUAACUUGGAAUGCUUUUGUUUAUGUAUUAGAAGGUGAAGGAAAAUUUGGAUGUGCAAAAUCAGUUGCAACAUCAGCUCACCAUCUUCUGCUUCUAGGCAGUGGAGAUGGGUUAGAGGCAUGGAACAAGUCAUCUAAGCCAUUAAGGUUCAUUUUAGUUGGAGGGGAACCAUUGGGUGAGCCUCUAGUCCAAUUUGGGCCUUUUGUGAUGAACACACAAGAAGAGAUUGACCAAACAAUUGAUGAUUUUGAGAAUUAUGUUAAUGGGUUUGAGAAAGCAAGGCAUUGGAGAUCUGAAGCUGCUAUUAGCCUUGAUUUUUAGAUGCUGUUAUUUGAUUAAGAAUUUAUUAGUUGAUUUUUAUUUUUAGAGGAAAAGAAAAUAAAUAUUGCUAAUUUUAAAUCUGUA